Messenger RNA from Rhodotorula graminis WP1, 1434 nucleotides. RefSeq lists its product as uncharacterized. Bases 1 to 1332 code for a protein of 443 amino acids. Gene Ontology annotation, biological process: tyrosyl-tRNA aminoacylation. Gene Ontology annotation, molecular function: ATP binding; tyrosine-tRNA ligase activity. The transcript is spliced from 4 exons. The record is from RefSeq and is a predicted model, not a curated record. Lineage: Eukaryota; Fungi; Basidiomycota; Microbotryomycetes; Sporidiobolales; Sporidiobolaceae.
AUGUCCGACGCGCCUGAAGGAACGCUCCCCGUGCCCCCUGCGACUGUCGCCAAGCUGACGGCGCAGGAGAAGUUCACCCUCAUCACGGAGCGCCUCUCAGAGGUGCUCGGCGCCGAGCAGCUCCGCGCCCUCCUCGACGAACGCGACCUCACCGCGUACUGGGGCACGGCACCGACGGGCAGGCCCCAUCUCGGUUACUUCGUUCCGCUCAGCAAGCUUGCCGACUUUGUCACCGCCGGCGUCGAGGUCAAGGUCCUGCUCGCCGACGUCCACGCCUUCCUCGACAACCUCAAGGCGCCGAUCGAGCUCGUCGAGGCGCGCGUCGACUACUACCGCCGCCUCAUCAUCGCCGUCUUCCGCUCGCUCAACCUGCCGCUCGACAAGCUCAAGUUCGUCGUCGGCUCCUCGUACCAGUACGACGCCAAGUACAACCUCGACAAGUACAAGCUGGCGGCCAUCACGUCCGAGCACGAUGCGCGCAAGGCCGGCGCCGAGGUUGUCAAGCAGGUCUCGUCGCCGCUCCUGUCGGGCCUCCUGUACCCGCUCCUCCAGGCGCUCGACGAGGAGUACCUCGGCGUCGACUUUCAGUUUGGCGGCGUCGACCAGCGCAAGAUCUUUACGUACGCCGAGCAGUACCUGCCCAAGAUUGGCUACAAGAAGCGCUCGCACCUCAUGAACUCGAUGGUGCCCGGCCUGUCGGGCGGCAAGAUGUCGUCGUCCGACCCCAACUCGAAGAUCGACUUCCUCGACGGCCCCGCAGCGGUCAAGAGCAAGAUCGGCAAGGCGCACUGCGCGCCGGGCGAGGUCGAGGGCAACGGCGUCCUCGCCUUUAUCCGCCACGUCGUCGUCCCGAUCGGCGACCUGUUCCAGGGCCAAGGUCGCGCCUCGGCCCGCGCAUGGGUCCACGCCGACGCGCCGAGCGACGCCGUCUUUACCGUCGAGGGCAACCCCAAGUUUGGCGGCAGCGUCGCCCACUUCCGCACGGUCGACGAGCUCGACGCGGCGUACGCCGCCGGGCAGGUGCACCCGGGCGACCUCAAGACGGCCGCCAUCAACGCCAUCAACGCCCUCCUCGCGCCGAUCCAGGCCGAGUUUGCCGCGAGCGCCGAGUUCCAGCAGGCCGAGGCGCGGGCCUACCCGCCCGAGGUCAAGCAGGUCAAGGUCAAGGCCAAGAAGGCCUACACGCCCAAGCCCGAGCACCUCAAGACGGCCGAGGAGAAGGCGCGCGACGCGGCGGCGGCGGCGGCCGACGGCGCAAAGGGCGUCGUCCGGACCGGGCUCGACGAGGCCGAGAAGCUGCGUGCGGCCGUCGUCGACACGCUCUCGGCGUGAGCUCGCACGAGCACCUCUCUCCCUUUUCUUCCCUCUCUUGUGCUGUACAGUCUCCCCGCAUCGUCCUUGCCCCCUCUGCAACUCAGUAGAGCUUUCCUUGUG